AACUCUGUAUAAAGCCUCGGCAUGGAUUAGAAUAAGCAAGAUAAACUGUAAACUAGCUCAGAACUAACUCAGCCACAGCACCUACUGACACUCUCGAAAUAUGUUCAGCACUCUCGCCCGACAAUUACCGAGAUCUACAUCAGCCAUCAGCAAUGGAGGUCUCACCAAAUGCAUCAAGAUUAAAAGACCAAUCUCGUACAAAAUACGAAAAAUGCAAAACAAGGAUUUACCAGCGGUCAACAGAAUUCUAGAGAGUGAGAAAUGGGUAAUGGAGAAGGCCUACACGGAGUGUGCCUUUAAAACUGAUCCAACGGGAUUCUUCGUCGCGGAGAAAGACGACGGGGAAAUUAUAGGAUCACACGGAUAUCUCUCUCACACCAAAGACAUGGCUACGAUGGGCUUAUGGAUGGUGAAAAAGGAAUACAGAAAUUCCAAUGUUGGAUUGCAGUUAUACGGAAAAAUUCAUCAGGCUGUAGGGAACAGUAACCUUGGGACAUUCGUUUGGCCAUAUUAUGAAGAGAAGAUCAAGGAGGAACAUGGAGUCAAACCCAACAAAGCAUACAUGACUUGGUACAACUACGGACACAUAGAUCAACGGACGUGUAAGAACAAGGUAAAAGAGGAUUUCACAGUGGUACCUGUAGCACAGGCUAGUCUAUCUGGCCUUCUCAGGUAUGAUACCGACAUACACAAACUGGCUAGAGAGGACUACAUGAAGAACUGGAUAGAACAUGAUAAGUCUAAGACAUAUGUAGCAAUGCGCGAGGGAAAGGUGUGCGGAUAUGGAGUAUUGAGGUCUCAGGACUCUUACAACCAGAUAGCUCCUUUGUAUGCAGAUGACAAAAGCGUGGCGAAGGGAUUGUUUCGUCAUCUUGCAGGAGAAGUUCCCACGGGUGAAAAGGUAGGAUUUUCCAGUCCGUUUGAAAAUUCCUCUGCUACAGAGUUCGCGGCAAUAAAUAAAAUGAUGAAACCAGGAAUUCCUCUCAUCAUGGUGUACAAGGGUGAGCCAGUCGAUGUGGAUACGGACAAAGUAUAUGCUGUAUCAUCGAACUCAUUUGGAACAUGUUAGACGACAGACACAAAUAAAUUAUAUGCCGUGAAAUAUUCAUUUGUUUAGGUUUAGAUAAACAAUAGUGAUAUGAACUGUUUAAUCAUGAAGGACAUCCGUUUAGGAGGCGCCAUAUAUAUACAUACCGUCCAUUGUUCUAUAUUAUAUGUAACAUGUUGAAUGUUUGUUUACAGUGUUAAAAACAGGUUGUGAAUCAA
Molecule: messenger RNA, 1266 nt
Organism: Pecten maximus
Lineage: Eukaryota; Metazoa; Mollusca; Bivalvia; Pectinida; Pectinidae
Exons: 3
Coding region: 101-1069 (322 amino acids)
Molecular function (GO): acyltransferase activity, transferring groups other than amino-acyl groups
Source: RefSeq, a predicted model, not a curated record